AAGACACUAUGACAAAGAGAACGAGGUACCGGGACUGGAGAUGGCAGGCUCUGUGGUGGCAUCAUUUCUUUCUCUUGUGGAAUACAAUAGACGGACAGGCUCGCUACACUAUCCCGGAGGAACUAAAGCAGGGCUCCGUGGUCGGACAUUUAGCCAAAGAUCUGGGUUUGGGAUUAUCAGAGAUUUUCGACCGUAAACUGCGCGUCGCCUCGGAGGCUGGUGAGCAGUAUUUCAGCGUGGACACGGGGAAGGGCGAGCUGGUGGUGAACGAGAGGAUAGACAGAGAGGCGUUGUGUGGACAAAGCGCGAGUUGUGUUUUACCGCUUCAGGUUGUCGUGGAAAAUCCGCUGCAGUUGCAUCGGAUAGAGGUGGAAAUCAGAGACAUCAAUGACAACUCUCCUCGUUUUGUUAUAAACGAACUUGCAUUUGAAAUAGCUGAAUCUACUGUCGUCGGUGGUCGUUUUCCGCUGGAAAGUGCGGAGGAUCAAGAUGUAGGAACUAAUGGAUUGAGGACUUAUGUUCUUAGUAAAAAUGAUUGUUUUAGUUUAAAAAUGAAACAAAUCGAAGACGGGAGGAAUGUCCCGGAGCUGGUGUUAGACAAACAGCUUGAUCGAGAAACAAAGUCCGUACACCAGUUAUUACUGACGGCCUUGGACGGGGGAAAUCCGGUAAAAUCGGGAACAGCACAAAUAACCAUAACUGUACUUGAUAUUAAUGACAAUAACCCUAUUUUCCAAACGUCUUUGUAUAAGGUGGCAGUUAGGGAAGAUAUUGCAAAAGGGACGUUAAUUGUUAAAACUCAAGCGAGUGACCGAGACGAGGGGCUAAAUGGAGAUGUUGAAUAUUCCUUUGGAAAACACACUCCGGAAAACGUUUUAGGAUUAUUUGAUAUCAAUUCUGUUACAGGGGAAAUUUUCUUAAAAGGUAUAUUGGACCAGGAAACUGCCGUAACGUAUCGAAUAGACAUAAGUGCCAAAGAUAAAGGCACCCCCAAAAUGGAGGGUCAUUGUCGUGUUCAGGUUGACGUUCUGGACGUUAACGAUAACAGCCCAGAGGUGAUCCUCACCUCUGAGCCCAACGACGUGCCAGAGGAUGCCCCGAGUGGCACGGUCGUGGCUUUGCUUAGUGCACGUGAUCUGGACUCCGGCGACAACGGUAAAGUGACGUUAAAACUCCCCGUGGGUUCGCCGUUUAGCCUCAAACCCUCGUUCUCGAAUAAUUAUGCUUUAGUAACCAAUGGCGUUAUAGACAGAGAAAUCAUGUCGGUUUACAACAUUGAGAUAACCGCAACAGAUGGAGGUUCCCCUUCUCUAAUCAGUAGAAAAAUAAUACCUGUUAAAAUCUCUGAUAUAAAUGACAAUGCACCUGUAUUCAGUCAACCCUCAUAUAAUGUCUACAUAGGAGAAAAUGGAAGAGCAGGCACCAUAAUAUAUUCGGUAUCGGCCUCUGACUUGGAUUUGGGAGACAACGCCAAGCUGUCCUACUCCAUCCUGGACUCAAAAGUGCAGGACGUGUCUGUGUCCUCCUACGUCUACAUCAACUCGGAGAACGGCAGCAUCUACAGCAUGCACUCCUUUGACUAUGAGAAACUGAAGGUGUUUCAGAUUCAGGUGCAGGCAAAGGACCACGGUUCUCCGUCUCUGAGCAGCAACGCUACUGUUCAUGUUUUUAUUCUGGACCAGAACGAUAACGCCCCCUCUGUUAUCUACCCCUCCUCCGCUGUCCACGGCUCCCUCUCUCAGCAGAGGACGUCCCGCUCCUCCAAAGCAGGCCACUUGGUUACCAAGGUAACAGCUGUAGAUGCCGACUCGGGGCAUAACGCCUGGAUCUCCUAUAGACUGGCAGAGGCCACAGAUGCCUCUCUGUUCGCUGUCAACCUUUACACAGGGGAGGUGAGGACUAAACGGGCUGUGUCUGAGCAGGACGACUCCUCUCAGAGACUGCUCAUAGAGAUUAAGGACGACGGGGAUCCGGUUCAGUCCACCACCGUCACCGUGUCCGUCCUGUUAGAGGACGGUCUCCACGAGCCCAUUCUGGACCUCAGACACAAGACGGACGAUUCUCACAAGAAAACGGGGAGAAUGGCUCUGUAUCUGAUCCUCUCCCUGGCCUCAGUGUCUGUGCUCUCUCUGGUGACUUUCCUCAUUCUAGCUGUUAAGUGUCUUAAGAGCAGCAGAAGCAGUGGUAGCUGCUGCAUGAGACGGAGCGACAGUGAGGACUACAAGAACCCCAACAGAAACCUCCAACUCCAGCUCAACACUGACGGGCCUAUCAAGUACGUGGAGGUCCUGGGAGGAGACAUGAUGUCUCAGAGUCAGUCCUUCAGGUCCUGUCUCUCUCCCACGUCAGAGUACAGUGACUUCACCUUCGUUAAACCCAGCAGCACCACAGACUUCAAAGACAUGAUCAACGUCUUAGACGCCUCUUUACCUGACAGCACCUGGACCUUUGAGAGCCAGCAGGUGAGAUGAAUAUAACUCAAAAUA
Messenger RNA from Gadus macrocephalus (Pacific cod), 2486 nucleotides. RefSeq names its product protocadherin gamma-C5-like. The transcript has a single exon. Lineage: Eukaryota; Metazoa; Chordata; Actinopteri; Gadiformes; Gadidae. The record is from RefSeq and is a predicted model, not a curated record. Gene Ontology annotation, biological process: homophilic cell-cell adhesion. Gene Ontology annotation, cellular component: plasma membrane. The coding region runs from base 9 to 2471 and encodes 820 amino acids. Gene Ontology annotation, molecular function: calcium ion binding.